Molecule: messenger RNA, 675 nt
Organism: Cladocopium goreaui
Lineage: Eukaryota; Dinophyceae; Suessiales; Symbiodiniaceae
Source: the annotation of a GenBank genome assembly
CCUUCCCGGCUUAGCCGCAGCCUCCGGAUCAUGAGAGCAGCCUCCAGAUUGCUAAGAUGGGCGCCCAUCGCUGCACCGUUGGCAUGGCUGAGACGUGAAGGAACUGAAUGGAAAGUGGUUCCGCAGGGUCAGGCACCACGGAAUGAACUUUCUUGCAGCACAACUGGAGAUCGUGAAUUUGCCUACAUCCAUGAGCACAACUGGAACGAGCAAAUGUGGAACAUUGCUGGCAGGGUUGACUUUCAGAGCCUCAUGGAGGAGGGAUGCUACUUGCUGAAAGGUGUUGCCUCAGAUGUCAUCCACAGGCUGUCCUUUGGAGCGAAAGUCUUUGCGCGGAGAGGCACUGUGCUCAUCGAAGAAGGCUCUGAGAACAGCGCGAUCUUCGUGGUUGGCCAUGGCGCGUUGAAGGUCACCGUGAAAGGCGAGAAGAUCUCGACCAUAGGGCCUGGGCAAGUGGUGGGCUUGUAUACUAUGCUCAAGGGCACCAAUGCAAGCGCCACUGUUACUGUCUCCUCAGAGCUAGCAUAUGUUCUGGAGCUUCGGCAUAGUCACUUCCAGAGCUGUUUAGAGGAUGAGCCAAGCGUGAAGCAACGCAUGCAAGUGAUCUUGGAGCAACGUGAAGCCCAGAACAAGGCUGCUGAAAUGGUGCACAAUAAGACCAUUCGUGAGGUCUAG